AUGGAUAUCGGAGCUCAAUACCGUCGAUAUAUCAGCUACCUCAAUGAAGGAAGAGUUCACGAUCUCAGUGAUUUUGUUCAUGAAGAAUUAAUCUACAACGAUGAACCAAUGACUCGAGCCGACUACCAAAAUUACAUCGCAGACGAUUUCGCCCGCAUUCCUGAUCUCCACUUCGAUAUUCACCAACUCAUAGUCAGCGAUAACCAUGUCGCCAGCAGGAUUCGAUUCAACUGUACUCCGGAGGCGGACUUUCGUGGUCAUGCACCGAAUGGGCAAAAGAUUUCUUUCGUAGAGCAUGUUUUCUAUCAAUUCGAGAACGGUAAAAUUCGACAAGUUUGGUCGCUGUUGGAUGAUCGAGCCAUUCACGCUCAGAUGGAAAAAGAAAAAACCAUUAAGGUUAAUGAAGGUUCGAAAUGA
This is a messenger RNA of Lentinula edodes (shiitake mushroom), 417 nucleotides long. RefSeq names its product polyketide cyclase SnoaL-like domain-containing protein. The coding region runs from base 1 to 417 and encodes 138 amino acids. The record is from RefSeq and is a predicted model, not a curated record. The transcript has a single exon. NCBI's taxonomy places the organism in Eukaryota, Fungi, Basidiomycota, Agaricomycetes, Agaricales, Omphalotaceae. Gene Ontology annotation, biological process: polyketide metabolic process.